Messenger RNA from Babesia sp. Xinjiang, 555 nucleotides. RefSeq names its product 30S ribosomal protein S12 (gene rpsL). Gene Ontology annotation, cellular component: ribosome; small ribosomal subunit. The coding region runs from base 1 to 555 and encodes 184 amino acids. The transcript has a single exon. Gene Ontology annotation, molecular function: structural constituent of ribosome. NCBI's taxonomy places the organism in Eukaryota, Apicomplexa, Aconoidasida, Piroplasmida, Babesiidae. The record is from RefSeq and is a predicted model, not a curated record. Gene Ontology annotation, biological process: translation.
AUGAUACCACGCUACAAACCUAAAAAUCGUAGAUCAUGUUGGCUGGAAGGGUGCCCACAAAAGAAAGGGGUAUGCGUAACUAUCAGGGUAGUUACACCCAGGAAACCAAAUUCAGGACUACGUAAGGUCGCAAGGGUACGACUAAGCACAGGUAGAACGGUAACUUGCCAUGUACCUGGUGAAGGACAUAAUCUUCAUACUCAUUCAGUGGUACUGGUUCGUGGUGGGCGUUGCCAAGAUGUUAGCGGUUGUCAUUACAAGGUGAUACGUGGUAAAUACGACUUGCUUCCUGUAAAAAAUCGCGCUUCAUCAAGAUCAAAGUAUGGUGUCAAACUAUCUGAUGCUGUUGUCAAUAAACGGAGACUGCGCAUGAACCAAUUACAUGUCACUACUGAGUUAGAUCGAGAUGUCUUCAACACACUGAUGUUACAAGACUGGGUAAACGUUGAUGGUUCACGUCGCACGGAACCCAUAGCUCCGGAUGAACCUGUACCAGUAGAUAUCUUCUCUUUCAACAGUCGUCUUCGCAACAUUGUACACGCAAACAAGGGAUGA